Messenger RNA from Procambarus clarkii (red swamp crayfish), 6035 nucleotides. It is a transcript of the gene trbl, whose product is annotated as tribbles. Gene Ontology annotation, biological process: protein phosphorylation; regulation of MAP kinase activity; positive regulation of proteasomal ubiquitin-dependent protein catabolic process. The record is from RefSeq and is a predicted model, not a curated record. NCBI's taxonomy places the organism in Eukaryota, Metazoa, Arthropoda, Malacostraca, Decapoda, Cambaridae. Gene Ontology annotation, cellular component: nucleus. Gene Ontology annotation, molecular function: ATP binding; protein kinase activity; mitogen-activated protein kinase kinase binding.
CGGCUGGCGGUAUGAGUCCAUCAGUCUGCCGUGAGCGAUGGCCGUGAGGACACUCGCAUUCGUCUCGAGAGAGCGAUAAGUCUCAGUGGCUCAAUUUGUUUACCAUUCGUCCAAGAACAUUAAGGAACCCGUGUUAUAAGCGACUAUAUAUAUAUAUAUAUAUUACAAGAUACAACUGCUAACGGAUAUAUACAAAAGUGUUAUAUCGCCAUAAGAAAAAGAAUUGUAGAGCAACUGACGUUUCCGGAAAAUAAAGGCGUUAUUUUUACUGUGGGUGGCGGAUAUAUGAAGUGUUGAAGGUGUCGCUGCGUCCACGUCGAGUGUUGUAGUGCAACACAAGUGUAGUGUAGUGUUGAGUGUAGUGUACAGUGAUCAAUGAUGAUGAAUGAAGUACAGGAAUAUGCACGUCAUGGGCCGCGUCUCCAGCCCCUGCUGGCCAGACAGAAGGCGCUGCCUGACCUGUGUCCCGCAGCAGAGACUAAUUCUGCCCACACCGCCCAGAAAGAGGAGGUGGGCCCGCCCGUGCCAUCCGUGGUGGUGAGGGGCGGUACGGGUACUACUACCACAGGAGGGGCGCUGUCGCCUACGGCAGCCCCCGGGGCGGCGCCAACUUUCCCAACCGUGCCCACUCUGGUGGGGGGCAAGUACUUGCUCACCCGCCCCCUCGACCACUCCGCCUGCCACGCAACACACAUCCACACCCGCCAGAGCCUGCUAGUCAAGACUCUAGACGGGCGGGCGGCGCACGACCUGGUGGCUCACCACGCUCUCAUGGGAGGGUGCGAGGGCGUGCGCUCCCCGCUAGAAAUGGUGGUGUCGGCGUGCAGGCGGCGGGCGUGGGUGGUGUUCCCAGCGCACCAUGGCGACCUCCACUCGUACGUGCGGGUGCGGCGGCGGCUGCGGGAGGUGGAAGCCCAGAGGCUCUUCGCCAAGGUUGCCGCCACCGUCGCCGCCUGCCAUGACGCAGGGCUCGUUCUCAGGGACUUAAAGUUACGGAAAUUUGUCUUCACCGACCCGGACAGACAGCAGCUAGAGCUGGAGAGUUUGGAGGACAGUGUGCUGGUGGGUGACGAGGACUGGCUCCAGGACAAGCAUGGCUGCCCCGCCUACGUUGCCCCAGAAAUCCUGACCUCUUCCUCCUAUUCUGGCCGUGCAGCUGACAUGUGGGGCUUAGGCGUGAUGCUCUACACCAUGCUGGUUGGCAGGUAUCCAUUCCAUGACUCUGAUACCUCAUCGCUGUUUGCGAAGAUAAGAUGUGGAGAGUUUAAAGUGCCAGAAUGGGUGAGUUCCCGGGCUCGGCAUUUAAUCACAGCCCUCCUCCAACGUGACCCAGCUCGUCGCCUUGCUGUCCAAGAUGUUCUCUCUCAUCCAUGGCUAACGCGACCUCCCCGUGACCACCCACUGAGGGAUCCCAGUGACCACACCGUCCCUACCAUGUUUGUGCAGCCAUCAAACCAUCUUUCACAGUCUCCAAAAGCCACAGCUACAACCUCCACCCACACACCAAGUUUAUUUGGUCUGUAGAAUACCACCAUCACCAGUUGAUCAUGUUGUGGCUGCCCACUUGUCCAUGGGGUUGCAUGAAAGACAUCAAAGGUUGCUGAUGUAGCCCAAAAGUUAUGAUAGUGUACCCUUAUCAGAGAUCUUUCACAUCUUCAGGGGUUCUAGGUAUACCAGUAAAGUGCAGUUCUGCACAACUUCAGGAAGUAAACCUAGAAUAUGGCCUACCAAGUAGACCUUUUAAUGAAAGCCUCCGCAUAAGAAUGUUGCUUUGUAUAUUUAGGGUUGUGACAAGCCAAAGCAUCAAAUGAAUUGUAGGGAAUGUUAUUUCUUACUCAAAAUUUUAAUAACUACAGUACAUGGUAGUCGGCUAAGAAGGGUCGUGUGACAGUGACCUGAUCAAUACAGCACACAGGAACAUAGGUGGAGGUGCUUUCCAAGCCUUUAAUUCAUUAAUAAUAGAUAUAGUAUUGUAUGGAAAUCCAAUCCUGUAAAGUUUCAGACAGUCCACUGUAAAUUUUGUAAAUGCUUUCCAUAUCAAAACAAUACAACAUGUAACUGAUAGGGACGUGUGUAGUAGUUUUACAAUUUCAACAUUUGUAUUAAAAUAAAAUACAUUAUAGUAAAGCCCUUGUGCCCCAAAUCUUAGAACAAAUAUUUUUUUCAAAUGUGUAUUUUUUAUGGAUUCCAGCUAAGCAACAAUGGCAGGGCAAGAAUUAUCUUUGGGUGUGCUCUGUUACAGUCAGGAGCAUGGUUGAAAAUCUGUGAUAAUUUGCAUCUUCAAGGCUAGUAGAUGUAGGUAAAUAUGCGUUAGAUUACAGUUUGUUCAAGUUCCAUAUCACAGGGUCUUCCUGGUGGUGUUAAUGUAUGUUUGGAGGCCAGGAGGACACAUGACAAGUUAUAGAUUUUGUGGACUUGAAGAUGCCUACAUGUCGUGAAGGAUAUUCUUUUUGGGAUCCUAUUAGCAUUAUGGUAUUUUAGGAUCAAUGGCAAGACAAAACGUUCUUUACCUCUUUCAUGUAUGUAAUUUUUUUUUUAAUAUUUUCUAUGAAUGGCAAGUAAAGUACAAGAUAAAUAAAUAGGGAAUAAGUGUUGUCUUGUGUGUGUGUGUGUACGUGUGUAAUUACUGUAUGUGCUUUUGCGUGAAGGCAACUGCUGUACACUGUAAAUGAUUUUUUGUGAGUUAUUUCCUGUUCAUGUGUUUGUGGCUAUAAUCUUUAUUAUACACUAAUUUUGUUGAGGAAAUUGUUGUUAAAAUAUUUGACACUUUUCAGUCAAGUACAGUAUGUGAUUUGUUUCAGUUUUUCAGUAUUUUCAUUAGUUUCUUUGCAUCUCUUUAACUUGAGUAAUGUCAACCAUACAAUAGACUUUUGUUAGUGAUGUGAAUACCAGUUGUUUCUGUACUGUACGUUAAACUGAUAAAAGGUUUGUAGCUUCUUUUAACAUGCAAAAUUCAUUAAAUUUAUUUAAAAUUUAAUCAUACAUGGAUAGGAACACAAAUCACAGCUUCUUGUCAUCCUUUGUGGAAGAUACCAGAAUCACCAUUACAAUUACUACAGAAUUGUUUUUGUCUACAGUCAUGUAUAUCAAUAAAGCUUUCCAGUAGUACUAAACUCUUGAUGUCUCUGCAUAAAAGAAACACGUUUCAGAUACGUAGACCUAGUGCAUUAAAGAUGCUCUCUGCAUUAUAAUAUGGAAGGCGUACCAUUGUAACAAAUGGCAAUAAUAACAGAUGACCUAGUUAACUUUGCGAGAAUAACAAAGCACAUGUCACCUUGGGGGAAACAUGAUAAAGAUCAAGAGGUCUUAAUGUCAGGCAACCUAACCUUCAGAAAGCUAGACAUAUGUAUUGUAUCAUGUAGAAUACUAUUCUAUUGUUCAUGUCUUUCAAGGCUUGAAUGUAGGAGAGAUCUACACACAUGAAUACUUUAAAGCAAGGUCUCUAAUUUGUGCUAAAAAAAUAAAAAAAUAAUAAUUUUGCACCUGUUACUACAGCAAACACAAUUAAUAUUAGAGAUUCCAUAACUAUGACGAGCACUGUCAGAUUUUCCAACUACCCUGUAUAAGAAAUAUUACAGGGAUAAAGUGAGAGAACUAAAAUACUGUACUGAACUUGACAGAUUUCUGCAUAUCAUAUCAGCCAUUGCAGAUGAAAAGCCACAAUAAUAUAGGUGAAAAUGUUGACCAAACCCCCCACACACAAGAAAUUUAAGAGACGACAACAUUUCUGUCCAUCCUGGACCAUUAUCAAGUUGAUUGUCGACUUGAUAAUGGUCCAGGACGGCCCGAAAUGUCGUCGUCUCUUCAAUUUAUCGUGUGUGAUUUGGUCAUCAUAUCAGCCAGGUUGUGAUGACCAUGAAAAACGGCAAGCAGCAAUAGCCUUAAUGAUCUGUUAAACUCCAAGGAAGCCUAGUUUCGGACCGGGCUGUACAAGUUACCAAACAAUCAACCUGCCACAUGUACCUAAAGAGAAUGUUCUGGGAAUGUUUUAAAAUAAUAGCAUUGUUGACAAUUUAUAAGAUAUUGAAUUGGUUGAAAGGAAUAGCAAUGAAAAUUGUUUUAACUGCAUCAUUUACAUGCAAACAGCUGUGCCACGCAUAAACUGUUGGCUCUCCAUACCCACCUUCAUUAAUAGUGUGUGUGUGUUAUGUGCAUGAAUCUGAAAUGAAUGGGUACUGCGUAAGUUAAUAUUAUUGUACAUGAAACUUUGGCAUGAAAAGAUGUAAUUAUAUUUUUUACAUUGCAUAAAAUAUCACUUAUGUUACUAUAACAGUUCUUUAAUGACUGAAAUGUUUAAUAUUUAAAUUUUUACUUUCUUUGUGCAAUUUUAAGCUAUCAUUGGCUAGGUGGUGAAUACCUAGUUAAUUGCAACCCUGUUUUAAGGUAACGCUGCAUGUGUCAAAUCUUCCCCACUUCUUCCGUUCUUUGCAUACAAGAGAUGAAAGGUAGCUAUAAGCUGGAAUGCUUAUAAUACUGUUCAGGACUUGGAGAGUUCAUAAGGAAGUGUUGGCAUUGAUCUUGUCAGGGGAUUGCACAUUAAUUAGUAUUGGGAAUUCUUCUUGGUAUGUAACCAAGAUAAUUUUGUGUAAAUAUGUAUUGCUUGCUGUAUAAUUGCAUUAUAUUUGCUACUUUGGUUGGCAGAGUUUCAUUCUCAGUACUGUACUAGUUUCUAACAAUAUUUCACAGUUGUUUUAGACUGAACAAAUUUUUUAAAUUUUCAAAAUGUUGCAUUCUCCUGACCGAUGUGAUUGUGUAAAUACAAGUUCAUUUUAGAUACAAAUAUUUAUUUCUCUAGAGCAUGGAAUGAAGUUUUGCAUCCAGACCCAAGGGUACUGCAUCUGUGGGUUGGUUGGUGUGCAUACUUAGAGGCACAGUGGGGAGGAUGGCUAGAUGAAACCAAACUAAAUGUUUCUUCAGUUGGCAAUUUUUGUUUUAUUUUAUUUAGCAGGUAUGCAGCAGGAACCCAUUUAAGUUUUUGUUAGUGAGAGUAAAUCGUGUUAAUAACAUCUCAUUCAAGUUUUGAACAACUGUUAGUGUUCUUAUUUGCAGUGUACGUAAGCAUCUCAACAUGAGCACUUCUUUGAAUUAAUGAACAUCAUCCUCUGUAAGUUAAGUGGAUGGUCUAGGCUCGUACACUUAGUUAGGCAAAGGCACUUCAAAUUAGAUGCUUGUCAAAUAAUGAGAAGAGCCAACUGUCAAGCUAAAGGUUACCGACAUUGGCACAGCUGAAAUUUCUUCUGAAGACAAAGCCAUGCUUUUCAUCUGCCUCAAGAAUGUCACUUUUGGAAUGAAAAAUACUGUGAAGGCCAUUAUAGUUUUCAUUUUAGUUCAACUAAUAAAUCAAUGAACAUGUGCAUAAGUAACACAAUUGUCCUAGUCUUAAAACAAUCUUGGUACCUAAAAGAAUUAUCACUUGCUACAAUGUCCCUGUAGCUUAACUUCCCAUUCUUUUGUUAGAUAAAUAUUAGUUCAGUUGCUUUUGCAAAUAUCUGUAAAUUCAGUAAUGUUUUUCGUGAUCGAUCCACUCGUGGCCAUAUAGUUAAUGCAGUUAGCUAAUAAUAUUAAGUGACUAAAAGUGGGUCAUUCAGCUCAGAAACCUUCAGGUACUAUCCAACAUAUUUAGCCUUUGCAUCUAGUAUAAUACUCAAAGCUUACGUUCUAUAAGAUCAGAAGACAAUCUAGCAUAAUGGAAGUGAGCAACACAAUAUACAUCUCGACUGACAUACUGAUGGGUUAUCUGUUUUGUCACUGGGGUUGUAGUCAGAUGAAGAGAAUUGAUUGAAAUAGCCAUUGUACUUGUAACAAGUAUAAUGUGCUAAUACAGUUUGGCUUCUACAGUAAUACUUACUGUCAAGUUCACAGAUGCUAUUUAGUUAAGUGAGUUUUACAGUCAAGUAAUUUUAAAGAUUCUCCUAUCAAACAAGUCUUCUGACUUAAAUUCUGUGUGACAUAACCAUGCUAUGAUGCUCGUGUACAUAUGUUUUGUAUAUAUUGUAAUGUGAAUAUUCCAUGUUAUAAUAAAAAGACCUUGUGAA